CCCUUCAUCACUCACCAGCUCCAACGACGUCUCAGGACAUCCUACAAACCCAACAACCCCAAUAACUAACAAGCAUCCACCCCUUACAAAAAGACCGCGAACCAAUCAUGAACUGCCUCUUCUACGCCGCUUGCUUUUUGGCCCUCCUCCAGUCAGCACUGGCCAUGCCGACUCUUGCGACACGAGCAGACCAGGUCGCAGCUUCCCACAAAGGACAAUCAGACGAGAAAUGCUACUUCGGAUGCGGGUUUAGCAAUUACGGCCUUUACGGUUCCCCCUUUGGCAGCUCUUACCUCACGAACUACAUGAGCCCGUACUUCUACGGAAACAAUCUCUAUGGAGGCCUCAAUUACAACUUGGCCUACAACAGCUACGGAUCUAACUUCGGGAUCGGCGCUAACCUAGGGCUAUUCAAGAAGGACGCGUCUGAAGCAAACAAGCACCAAGAGAACUCGGCAUGAGAUCGCGAUUUGAUAGAGUUAACGAUGUCCUAUUUAGAAUAAUUUGUAUCACAACGGCAGUCUGAUCCGUUCUUAGUUCCCUUUAUUUAUGCCUUCUCUAAUCGUUAUGUUUUCCAUCCAUAGUGAUCAACGAAUAUGCCCUCCAUCUAUAUGUAUACUUUCAAUUACAGCAAUGCGUAUCUCCUUCAAUAUCUGGUUGUUUUUGUUGUAUCAUCACUUGAAAAACAUCCAAUGUUGUGUUAGAAAUUUUUCUCAAGUAAAAUAAUUGCCUAUGCACACUGCAUGUUUGAGAGCUUAGUGCCAAUGGAAACUGAGGUCAUCGG
Messenger RNA from Puccinia graminis f. sp. tritici CRL 75-36-700-3, 784 nucleotides. RefSeq lists its product as uncharacterized. NCBI's taxonomy places the organism in Eukaryota, Fungi, Basidiomycota, Pucciniomycetes, Pucciniales, Pucciniaceae. The record is from RefSeq and is a predicted model, not a curated record. The transcript is spliced from 2 exons. The coding region runs from base 108 to 461 and encodes 117 amino acids.